Molecule: messenger RNA, 2577 nt
Organism: Fusarium mangiferae
Lineage: Eukaryota; Fungi; Ascomycota; Sordariomycetes; Hypocreales; Nectriaceae
Exons: 7
Coding region: 1-2577 (858 amino acids)
Molecular function (GO): ATP hydrolysis activity; ATP binding
Source: RefSeq, a predicted model, not a curated record
AUGACACCAACAGUUAGGUCUAAUACGGACGUCACGGAAAAGUCUGUCAGUCCGUCUUCAGCGGCCUCGGGCCGCCCAAUUGACGUUCAACGCUCGCGACAAUACCUUGCUUCCCCAUACGUCAAUGAUCGUGGUGAUAACUGGGACAUGAGAUUGGGAUAUGAUGAUUCUGAGAGAGAAGCUGUCCCUCGUAGUGGGAUGAAAAGAGACCUUGUGAUUGAUCUGCCCAAGCUCCGACAGCUUAAGGACUCAGAUGCAGUGUAUCCACCUUCCGAGCCGGCCAUUAUUUGGAACGCCAAAGUCUACCAGAUCCUAGGAGAGCCUCGUGGUGAUGACAUCCGCUUACAGCGACCUGACCUGAUCUACGUCGAUGAUCGGCCUAUAGAGUUUUCUAUUGGCCUUCCUCCUACGAAGGCACCAGCUGAGACAGACGAUGAUGUGCCAGAGCCCGAGGCGUGGACAGGACCCGUCAUAACCAUCGAAACCUUUGUCGAGGCAGAAAUUGAUCAGUAUAAGCUAUUGAGACUGAAAAGGCUCCCGGAAAGAGUGACUUCGUCUUGUCUUGAUCUACUGAAUCCAAAGCAUGUCUCCCGGCGACAUCUGGUGAUGUUAUUAGAUGACUCAAAAAGGGGAGAGCUGAGGAUUGAGGAGCCUUUUGCCGUCCUAUUCCACCAUUUUGAUGCCAUCGCAGCUAUGGCUAAUGGAAGUACCAGGACAACGGAGUACAAUACCGAGGGUCAAGGUAUUGGUCAACAGAAUCACUUGACGGUACUCCAUGCAAAGCAUUUGAUGGAGUUCCUCGAGCCAAUUUACACUGACUCCAUCUUGACCUGUCAAAAGCACCUUUCCAACUCCGUCCCGCAGGUUGAGUUUGGCAUGAUCUGGUAUCUCCUCAAACCUGGGAUAGAUGUGUAUGUACAGAUUGAAGGAUCAACUCAUGCUGCAGUUGUGCGGAGCGUCAUGCGGACUGAUGUCUCUGUGUCUAAGCUUUGGGGAGCUGGGAGUGACGGGUCGUGGCUGGUCGACCUCUGGCGGCUUGAGAGUGAUGGCUCCAGGCUCGGAAAGGGCUUUUUCUCCGUAACUAUCUCCCCUUACUCUGGACUCCGAGAUGUCACUAGACUUCAAGUGUGUCCAGUUUCAAUUUGGGAUGCACAUGACGGUGGCGAGCGACGUGAGAGAAUUUUACGACGAGCUGCGAUCUUCUUCAAGGCGCUUCAACGUGGCAAUCUCCUAGUAGACUACAAGGGCCCGAUUCAAGAAACCGCCCAAUAUUACACAGGAAAGGUAGUUAUCGACCAUCGAAGAGGGCAAGCCGAGUCCAACAUCUCCCGACCCCUUUCCCUCCCGGUCAAUGAGUAUUCAGAUCGGUUCAGGGAGUACGAUCGAAUUCUCAUCAACAACGAUAGGUCUUUCUACACCACACAAGGUACUCAGAACCGUCCCGCAGAUCAAAAGUCUAGACCCGCCAAAAGCGACGACGCCGUAGUGAACCAGGAGCGAUUGCAGGUAUGGCUCGACGAUGUACCCGAACAUCUUUCCCCGAAGGCUUUUCGAGCAGAGGCUGGUGAUUCCGUUGUUCAACAGCUCACCGAGCAUCAACUCCUUCUGCUAUGCCCAGACGUUCUGGCAUAUGGACUAAGACGCAAGCACUGGAUGCUGAUCUCUCUUGACUACGUUCAAGAGUCUGUGCCAUCCGAUGAAAGUAUCUCAAAUCUGAUUAUCGCCCAGGAUGAGUUGAGGACAAUCCAGGCUCUCUCGAAUCGCCAGAAUAGUGAGAUAAGGCACUGGACAGCGGAUUUCAUUGAGGGGAAGGGAUCAGGGCAAAUCAUCCUGCUACACGGUCCUCCUGGAGUCGGCAAAACUUACACUGUCGAAGCUAUUUCUGAGUGGCUACAUCGGCCACUCCUUGCUCUCACAGUGGCUGAUAUCGGCACAGUCGAGACGCUCGUGGAAGGCGAGCUUAUGAAGUGGUUUGAUCUUGCUGAGGCCUGGAACGCAGUUCUUCUUGUCGAUGAAGCCGACAUCUUCCUCGAACGACGGCAAAAUCGAGACCUCGCCCGAAACGGACUUGUAUCAGCCUUCCUCCGACGAAUGGAAUACUUCAAAGGUCUUCUGUUCCUGACCACGAACCGCGUCGGACAGAUUGACGACGCUUUCAUCUCACGAGUCCACGUCGCAAUCGGAUACCAGGCUCUCGAUGAAGAAACCAGGCGAAAGGUCUGGAGCGGCUUUUUCCGUAAGCUGGUGCGCGAACGCGCUGGCAAGGUACAGAUCGCACCAGACGCGAAGAAAUGGGUUCUUGACACCGCUGGCGAGACGAACCUCAACGGGAGAGACAUUCGCAACGCAUUACAGACAGCCAUCACGCUGGCAGAGUUUGAAAGCGAAGAGGACCCGGACUAUGAUGCUGCACUGGUGACAGUUGUCACCAAAGCCCAUUUCCAGAAGGUUUUGGAAAUGUGUAAUCGGUUCCGCAGUUAUGUGACGAGCAUUAGGAGGGAGGAUGAGAUGAAGCGUGCUCAAGGGCGUGGUGAUCGGAAUGAUUAUGGCAACGGAUUUGAUAGCAGGAUGUGCUGA